Messenger RNA from Metopolophium dirhodum (rose-grain aphid), 561 nucleotides. RefSeq lists its product as uncharacterized. Bases 103 to 561 code for a protein of 152 amino acids. The transcript is spliced from 4 exons. Lineage: Eukaryota; Metazoa; Arthropoda; Insecta; Hemiptera; Aphididae. The record is from RefSeq and is a predicted model, not a curated record.
UGUCUGCAUGACGUUCCUACAGAUUAUUAACAAUUUUAUUGCAUUAACCGUAUACGGUAUACUCUUGUUUUCAUUAUUAAAAAUUUUUUAAAUUGUUAUACAAUGAGUGAUUGUGAUUCUCCAACCCAAGUAGAUCAAGUUGAUCAGGUUGCAGAUUCAGAAGAACCUAUUUUACCUUGGCCAAAUUAUCAAAAAUAUUUUAAAGUUUUAAGAGUUAUUGAGGAUAAUUUUUUUUAUAAGAAGCUGGAAGUGAAGUGCUUAAGUUGUGUCGGUACGAAGUGUUACAAGGUGGAUUCACGUUCAAACUCAAAUAUAAGAAAACAUUUAAGCAAACAACAUCCAACUAUAUUAAAGAAAAUAGAUCACAUUGAUAAUGCUGCGAAUAAAAACACUACAAAGAGAUGCAAUGAUGGAUCAUUGAAGCAUAACGCUGGUAGUUCUUUACAACAAUCGGAUAAAAAUAACCAAUUAAAACAACCAGUUUUAGAAGAUUUUUUGAACAACAAAAAAUUAACUAGUCAAAGUACUUUAGAUCAACUAUUGCAAAAAUUUAUUAAAUAA